This is a messenger RNA of Fusarium vanettenii 77-13-4, 1521 nucleotides long. RefSeq lists its product as uncharacterized. The annotation marks the transcript as partial. The transcript is spliced from 2 exons. Lineage: Eukaryota; Fungi; Ascomycota; Sordariomycetes; Hypocreales; Nectriaceae. The record is from RefSeq and is a predicted model, not a curated record.
CUUGGAUACGCUACCUAUGAAGGGACGUCACUCGACAAUGGGGUCGACCAAUAUCUGGGUAUGCGUUACGCUGCACCUCCUGUCGGCGACAAUCGAUUCAGGUGUGCAAAGGACCCCAUGCGAGAGAAGCAUCACGGUCCCGUUUGCUAUGGCGUCCAGGAACUUGCAUUCGGCUCUGUCCCCGUUCCUCUGUCCGAGGAUUGCCUGUUUAUCGAUGUCUACGCCCCUUCUAAUGCGACCGACUCCGAACUUGGCCGACUUCCGGUAAUGCUGUGGCUGCAAGGCGGCGCAUUCGUGCAACUUUUCAACCCCAACUACAACGGAACCGGCCUGAUUGAAGCCAGCGGCGGACGCAUAAUCGUCGCGACGUUCAACUAUCGUACUGGUCCCUUUGGCUUCCUUGCCAGCAAGGAGCUCCAAGAAGAGGGCAACCUGAACAUUGGACUCCAAGACCAGCGGGCAGCUAUUGGUUGGGUCCAGAAGCACAUUUCCAAGUUUGGCGGCGAUCCUGAGAGAAUCACGCUCUUUGGAACUUCUGUCGGUGGUGGAGGUGUCCUGCUGCAGACCUUGGCGUACGGCGGCAACCCCCCUAAGGGAGAAGACGUCAACUGGCGGGCAGGUAUUGCGGCAGCCACUUAUGUGCCCCCCUUUCGUCGUGUCCAAGACGUCGAGUUUCAGUAUCAUCAACUGCUGAAUGCCACCGGUUGCGACAACCUCGCCUGCCUACGCAGCCUCAACUCCAGCGUCGUGCAAGCUGCGAACUUCGGACGCGCUGCGCCCGGACAGGCUGAUCUUCCGCUUUUCCCGUACGGCCCGGUCAUUGACGGGGAGCUGUUUACCGACACUCCAUAUGCGAUGCUCAAAGCCGGCAACUUCUCCAAGCAUAGGCCCCUCAUUGUUGGAUCAUCCCAUAGCGAGGGGACACUCUUUGCUCCACAGGCGAACACGACCAAAGACAUCUCUUCUUUUCUCAAAACCCAGUACCCGGACUUGACCAAUGCCCAAUUGAAUAAGGCGGAAGAUCUCUACUCGUGCGUCCCAGAGACUUAUCCUGGCGUCAACGUUUCGGUGUCACCACUACACUACCGUGCUGCUCAGAUGUACGGGGAUGCGGGGUAUACUUGUCCUGCACUCAACUUCGCUUCAGAAUUGAGCUCUGCAGGAGUUGGCAUCUUCCUGUUUCGUGACAACAUCGUCGACGCCGCAGAGCUGGCUGCUGGUUACAUCGUGCCCCAUACGUGGGAGACCCAGGCAGUCUGGGGACCUGAGUACGCGACGUCAUACGUCGCUCUCCCUGGCGCCACCAGCUAUAAUGCAGGUGGCGCCAACAGACGCAUUGUUGGCCAGGUGCAGAAGUACUGGACUGAUUUCGCUCUGGCAAAGGGUUCUCUUGACUCGAUCAGAGGCGAUGGCCAUCCAAAGUGGAAGAAGUAUGGAAAGGGUCGUAGGUUGAGGCUGCAGACUAACGCAACUGCUAUGGAGCCUGUGGAAGCAUACGAGCAGGCUAGAUGCGAUUUUUGG